Molecule: messenger RNA, 1881 nt
Organism: Melanotaenia boesemani (Boeseman's rainbowfish)
Lineage: Eukaryota; Metazoa; Chordata; Actinopteri; Atheriniformes; Melanotaeniidae
Gene: hcls1
Product: hematopoietic cell-specific Lyn substrate 1
Exons: 16
Coding region: 137-1681 (514 amino acids)
Biological process (GO): regulation of actin filament polymerization
Cellular component (GO): cortical actin cytoskeleton; plasma membrane; actin filament
Molecular function (GO): actin filament binding
Source: RefSeq, a predicted model, not a curated record
UACUCACAAGCCCUAUUUUUAGCCAAGGCGCGUUCACGUGGUCCGCGUUCACUUGUCGCUCAUCAUCAGACUGAACUGGUCUGAACCCAGUCCUCAUCUGCACCAACACACGGAUCUUCUACAGGAUAAUUAAAAGAUGUGGAAGUCCGUUGUGGGUCACAAUGUGAAUGUGAAGGCAGCUACAGAAGGGGACGACUGGGAGACAGACCCUGACUUUGAGAAUGACGUAUCGGAGCAGGAGCAGAGGUGGGGAGCCAAAACCAUUGAGGGCUCCGGACGCAAAGAACAUAUCAGCGUUGCAGAGCUCAGAAACAAAGUCGCUGUGGAGCAUGAGCAAGUGAAGCAGAAGGAGCACAUUCCCAAAGCAUCGUAUGGAUAUGGAGGGAAGUUUGGAGUGGAGAAGGACCGAAUGGACAAGGGGGCCGUGGGUCACGACUAUGUGGCAAAGGUUGAGCAGCACUCAUCCCAGACAGACGUGGCCAAAGGAUUUGGUGGUAAAUUUGGUGUUCAGAGAGACCGUGUUGAUAAGUCUGCCAUGGGCUUUGAAUACAAAGGAGAAGUGCAGCAGCACACCUCUCAGAAAGAUUACUCAAAAGGAUUUGGAGGGAAAUACGGCGUUGAAAAGGAAAAAGUGGACAAGGCAGCUUUGGAUUACAGCUACAAAGGCGAGACAGAGAAGCAUCAGUCACAGAGAGACUACGCCAAGGGGUUUGGAGGGAAGUACGGGGUGGAUAAGGAGAGGGUGGACAAGGCGGCCCUAGGCUACGACUAUAAAGGAGAAACAGAGAAGCACCAGUCACAGAAAGAUUACUCAAAAGGAUUCGGAGGGAAGUUUGGUGUUGAGAAGGAGAAAGUAGAUAAAGCUGCACUGGGUUACGAUUAUAAAGGCCAGACAGAGAAGCAUGAGUCACAAAAAGAUUAUUCAGCAGGUUUUGGUGGUCGAUAUGGAGUACAGACAGACCGCAUGGAUAAGAAUGCAGCAGGCUUCUCAGACAUGGACUCCCCAACUUCUGCGUAUGAAAAGACACAACCGCUGGAGGCCUCAAGUGCAGGUGCAGGAAAACUGAAGGCUCGUUUUGAGAGCAUGGCCAAAGCUUCAGAUGAGGAGAACAGGAAAAAAGCAGAAGAAGAGAAAGCAAGAAGACAAGCCAGAGAGAGGAGAGAGCAGGAAGAGGCCAAAAGCAGACAGCAGGAGCAAACCAGCAGAGAGGAGGAAUCUCCUCCACCACCUGUUGAGGAUGAGGCUCCGGUGUAUGACCUGCCGCCACCUGAAACCGAACACCUCAUGCCAGAGAUAAAAGAAAUACCUGAGCCAAUGCCAGAGGAGGAUCCAGAAUGUGACAACCCCCCAGCCUUGCCUCCACGCUCAGAUGAUCUCCUAGAACCAGGUGCCCCUCCUCUACCUGAGAGGUCUGCAGCGGUGGACGAGGAUGAAACAGACUAUGAUGAAAUUUCUGGGCCACCAGCUGCUCUGCCAGCAGCGGAUAACGACUACCAGGACCUGUCGUUAGGCCAGAAGGCAGUUGCAAUUUAUGACUAUGAGGGAGAGGCGGAUGAUGAGAUCUCCUUCAAUCCAAAUGACGUCAUCACCAACAUAGAAAUGAUUGACGAGGGUUGGUGGAAGGGACAGUGUCAUGGAUGCACGGGUCUGUUCCCAGCUGCCUACGUUCAGCUGAUGUAGAGGAAGAGUUUGUCCUGCGCGCUCUUCACUGACAGACUUGUGUUUCUUAGACUGCUAAUAUAAGGAAGUUAUACAGUAAAGCUCUGUAUUUAUGGAAGAAAUCAGUAUAUUUUCAGUUGAUUUCAGUCUUUUGUCUGUAUAUCUUACUCAGGAUCUGAAGAUCCUAAUUCAUUAUAAACAAUAAAAAUAUUUACAAAGGU